CUCGAUUUUCUUCCUCGCGGAUAUCCAAAAUCAACUGUCAACCCAACUUCUAACUCGACUACCAACCUCUUAUCAUACUCCCAACCCUCCUCAAGUUGGUCUAUCCAAGUCAUCCAGCAAGAAUGUGCACUCAGGUAUGGGUGUCCUACAGGUGCGGCUGCCGGGCCAAAACCGAGUUCAAACAAUGUGAUCGCCUCUACGAUCGACAGUCCAAUCUACAGUGCAGUCAGACAGCUGCCGCAGAAACCGAAUCCCGCAACUACUGUUCCUACCACCUCCCCAAGGAAGACAAAGCUACCUGGGAGUACACGGGCCGAGUUGCUUCCAAGCCUUGAUGGAGAAGUCCACAUCGGAAUAUAGGGUUGACCAAC
Aaosphaeria arxii CBS 175.79 is the source of this 371-nucleotide messenger RNA. RefSeq lists its product as uncharacterized. The record is from RefSeq and is a predicted model, not a curated record. The transcript has 2 exons. Bases 123 to 335 code for a protein of 70 amino acids. NCBI's taxonomy places the organism in Eukaryota, Fungi, Ascomycota, Dothideomycetes, Pleosporales.